UUGGUACAUGGUCAUCCUCAUGUUCCUCGCACCCGUCGCUUUAUGCUUCCAGCUAUCAGAAUUCUUGUAAAGCCAAUAUGGAUCCUGGUGUUCAGUCUGCCAUCACUGAAGGCUACAAUGCUCUUGGCAAGGUUCCCAUAUCAGCUCUGCUGAGGCACCGAAGGUACAGAAAGGGGUCGUCGGGUUUGAUUUCUGUCCCAGACGACACAACGUUAGGCGAAGUGAUGUCGCUGUUGCGGACUGAGGGAAUCCUCGCAGUUCCCGUUUAUAAAGAAGUUGAAGGGGAUACCUUUGGCAAAGAAUAUACUGGCAUCGUCAGCAUCUAUGAUGUUCUGGCGUUCACGGUCUUUCAAAAAAUAUUUGAUCAAAUGGACCCGGGGAGUAGCGAGUUUGUUGGAGAUGACGAAGACAAACUGAAAGACUUUAUCGACUCCAUAGUGGAGGGGCAGCAAGUUUACUUUAACACUCCGGUUAGGGAUCUUGUAGGCAUGAGUCGCGAAAGCCAAGAAUCCUGGACGUUGAACUCGUCCAGUCCUAUAUCAAGCCUUUUGCAAAUGCUCACCACCGCAGCCUAUCAUCGCGUAUUGGUAAUUGACGAGGACGCUUUGGCUGCCUCUGCCAUGGGCGACGACGAUGGACCUGGUCCGACUGCUCCACCAACUGGAUCAUCUAUCACAAUGGUGACUCAGACGGACUUGUUAUAUUUCCUCAUGGAACAUACAGAUAUCGCCCCAAAAUUGAUGGCUACUAUUCUCAAUUUGCCUGCUCAAACUGUUGACGAACUUGCUGCACGACGUGCCACAGAAGGAGAUGCAAACCAAGUGUCAGGAAACCGUAAACAUACCAGUAGGGUAGUGACAGUGCCAGAUUCGGUUACCGCGCUUGAAGCAUUCCGUGUCAUGUACACACACGGAGUAACCGCCGUUCCAGUCAUUGAUAAAGACGGCGGAUUAGCUGCCAACUUGAGUGCAUCGGACCUUCGUGGGAUCAGUACAACAAAUCUAGAGUGUCUCCUUGAUAACGUCUAUACCUUCCUUGAGGUAGACACUAGAAGACGAGCGGAUCAAGUGAAAGCAGACCAACUCAAGUUUGUUGAACCUGAAGCAUCAUUGCAACAGGUCGUCAAUUUGAUGCUUGGGUCCCAUGUACAUCGUGUGUGGAUUGCAGGAGAGGGGGAUAAGCCUAUUGGUGUCGUAACUCUCUCCGAUGUCCUGAGUACACUUGUACCGGAUGGGAUGAUGGCCGUGGAGCAGUAAAAGGUCGUCUGUUUGGUGUACCCACGGUGUGGCCGUGGCAGUGCAUUUUGGUUCUUGUAUAUUCUUUGGUUUCAAUUCAUUGAGGCAUAAUCACAUCUUCCCUGAUACUAAUUUUGGUGGACUAUUCUGA
Messenger RNA from Spizellomyces punctatus DAOM BR117, 1386 nucleotides. RefSeq lists its product as uncharacterized. Bases 78 to 1256 code for a protein of 392 amino acids. Lineage: Eukaryota; Fungi; Chytridiomycota; Chytridiomycetes; Spizellomycetales; Spizellomycetaceae. The record is from RefSeq and is a predicted model, not a curated record. The transcript has 7 exons.